AGUCCAUAAGAAGGUGGCAAAAACCCUACCCUAAGCGUCAGCCGAAAGUUGUAGCAUCAGAAGCAGAGCAGAGGCCGCAGCUAAAUCUCCUUUCCUUUCGGUCAAGUCUCCACUAGGGUUCGGAGAAGCUCACGAAAACUCAAAAAUGGCGUACGCUGCGAUGAAGCCUACGAAGCCCGGCCUGGAGGAACCUCAGGAGCAGAUCCACAAGAUCAGGAUCACUCUCUCUUCCAAAAAUGUCAAGAACCUCGAGAAAGUGUGUACUGAUUUGGUUCGCGGUGCGAAAGACAAAAGAUUAAGGGUUAAGGGACCUGUGAGGAUGCCCACCAAAGUUUUGCACAUCACCACCAGGAAAUCUCCUUGUGGUGAAGGUACUAACACAUGGGACAGAUUCGAGCUCCGAGUUCACAAGCGAGUUAUUGACCUCUUCAGCUCCCCCGAUGUGGUUAAGCAGAUCACUUCCAUUACAAUUGAGCCGGGUGUGGAGGUCGAAGUUACUAUUGCAGAUUCGUAAAUCUUCCCCAUUUUUACGCCUUGCCUUGUUCAACUAUUGUUUAGUUGAUGAUAAUGUUUCCCCUCUAUGUUCUACUGUUGGCAUAGUGUUAGCUAAGGAUAGCCUUUUCCGUUUUCAUUUUGUGCGGGUAAACUAUGUUGUAGUAAGGAAUUUUUGUUUUGCAGCUGUCUUAAUUUCAAAAUUUUCGAUGCUGUUAUUAAAUAUAGCAUUUUGAUUAAUUGAAUAGGUUUCAUUC
Molecule: messenger RNA, 749 nt
Organism: Morus notabilis
Lineage: Eukaryota; Viridiplantae; Streptophyta; Magnoliopsida; Rosales; Moraceae
Product: 40S ribosomal protein S20-2
Exons: 3
Coding region: 146-514 (122 amino acids)
Biological process (GO): translation
Cellular component (GO): cytosolic small ribosomal subunit; ribosome
Molecular function (GO): structural constituent of ribosome; RNA binding
Source: RefSeq, a predicted model, not a curated record